Mesoplodon densirostris (Blainville's beaked whale) is the source of this 817-nucleotide messenger RNA. RefSeq names its product interferon alpha-inducible protein 27-like protein 1. The record is from RefSeq and is a predicted model, not a curated record. Bases 145 to 672 code for a protein of 175 amino acids. The transcript has 6 exons. Lineage: Eukaryota; Metazoa; Chordata; Mammalia; Artiodactyla; Ziphiidae. Gene Ontology annotation, cellular component: membrane; mitochondrion. Gene Ontology annotation, biological process: apoptotic signaling pathway.
GCGUGGGGAAGGAAGUCCCGCCCCCAUUCUAGACCCCGCACUUAAUUCGCUGCGCGCGGUGAGCUUCCGCAGUGCGUGUACCGAGAGCUCGGACGAUAGUGGUGUCCUUGGCUCUGCGCCUGGUGUUCCCACACUGCCUCCAAGAUGUCAGCUAAAGCCAUAGAGAGCGGGGAAGGAGAUGCCACUGACUUCUCCCUGCUGGAACCUCCCUCUGAUGAAGAGGAUGAACCUUCCCAGUCAUCUGACCAGGCCUCUGAUGGUUCUCCUGGGAAGCCACCACAGGGGCCACCCCAGGGGCCAGAUGGAUCUGGCUCUGACCCCAGAGACCCACCCAAGGCUGGAGGCAGCAAUUUUUACCAUAAAGCAGGCGUGGCCUGUGCAGCCGUGGUUGGAGGAGCCCUGGCCGUGGGGGCUGUGCCCGUGGUGCUGGGCGCCGUGGGCUUCACCGGGGCAGGAAUCGCAGCCUCCUCCCUAGCGGCCAAGAUGAUGUCAGCGGCCGCCAUGGCCAAUGGGGGCGGAGUUGCCGCCGGCAGCCUCGUGGCCACUCUCCAGUCCGUGGGGGCAGCCGGACUUUCCGUGUCAUCCAACAUCCUCGUGGGCUCGGCUGGGUCAGCUCUUGGGGCCUGGCUGUGGGGUAGCAAAAAGCAAGCCCCUUCCUCUCCUCCACCAUAAUCCAGUACUGAAGCAGAGAGGGGCUUCCGUGCUGGAGAUGAUCCUCCAGGGCCUCAGGAUGUCAGUCCCCCAAAUGACAAGUCCUCUGCGUCCUAAAAUUCUUCAAAGAAGCAUAGGAAAUAAAGACGAGAUGCUGUGACCUUCA